Colletotrichum fioriniae is the source of this 444-nucleotide messenger RNA. RefSeq lists its product as uncharacterized. The record is from RefSeq and is a predicted model, not a curated record. Lineage: Eukaryota; Fungi; Ascomycota; Sordariomycetes; Glomerellales; Glomerellaceae.
AUGCCUUCCACCGUCGUCUCCACCCCCGUCCCCGCUGGCGUCGACCGCAACGCCGUCCUCUCCGCCAUCCACAACCACGACCUGAUGGUUAAGACCCUUUGCCCGGCUCUCAUCUCCUACAACCUCGAGUCUGGCUCCGUCGGCGUCGGCCAGUCCGCCACCUACUCCGUCACUGACAAGAAGCCCAUCGGCCAAACCACCUACCAGCUCACCAUCACCAACCUCGAGGACGGCGUCGACACUCUCGUCAACGCCAAGCCCCCCGUCGGAACCCUCGUUAUCACUGGCAAGUGGCGCAUCGUCAACGAGGCUGCCGGUCUCAUCCUCCGUGAGGAGGUCGAUAUUGAGGCCAACAUGCUCAUGAAGAAGAUGGCCAAGGGCAACGUCGAGAAGACCCACCCCGAGCAGCACGCUGCUCUCCUGGUCCAGGCUGGCAAGGCAUAA